UCCUAUGUUGCAACUGUUUUAUCUUAUUUUUUUAAUCACAACCCGUGUGUCAUUACUUGUACCACUUUACAGCAACUUGUUACAUCUCCAGGCUUCACGGUUACAGCGCGAACAACGUGAAAGUUACAUGGACUUGGAACUUGGACAACUUUUAGCGUGGCUUUUGAGGAGUUUGUCACGUAGUUGUUGUGGAUUACUGACAAAGUAAAGGACAUUUGGCAGCUUACUAUUGUGGAAGGCGUAAGAGUUUUUGUCAUCAAUAUGGGGAGCAAAGCGCUUCACGCACCAAUUCCACUGCACCCGGCGCUGCAGCUCACCAACUACUCGUUCCUGCAGGCUGUCAACGCGUUCCCGGCGGACCAGUUGCAGGGGCUGUACGGCCUGAGCGCGGUUCAGACUAUGCACAUGAACCACUGGACUCUAGGCUACCCACACAUCCAGGGCCUGCGGUCCACCAUUACCGAGAUGGCAGCAGCGCAAGGGCUCAUGGACCCUCGUCUCCCUUUUCCCGCGCUGCCCUUCACAGCCGCAGCCCAACUCUUUCAUCCCAAACAAGGUGUGAGUGCGCACGUCGUGCAAUCGCUACAUAAGGACAGACCGAGGUUUGAUUUCGCCAAUCUGGCCCUGGCCGCGACGCAGGAGGACCCACCAAAAGCUGCUAGUCUGGCCAAGUUGACUUCAGGAUUGGGGGGCGCAAUCUCAGAGCUGAGCAAGCUUUCCCCGGAUAGAAAGCCCACGCGAGGCAGGCUCCCGUCCAAGACUAAAAAGGAAUUUAUUUGCAAGUUCUGCGGAAGGCAUUUCACUAAGUCGUACAACCUGCUUAUCCACGAGCGGACCCACACUGACGAGCGGCCAUACACCUGCGACAUUUGCCAUAAGGCUUUCCGGAGACAGGACCACCUCAGGGAUCACAGAUAUAUUCACUCCAAGGAAAAACCAUUCAAAUGUCAAGAAUGUGGAAAGGGAUUCUGUCAGUCUCGGACUCUAGCCGUUCAUAAAACCUUGCACAUGCAGGAGUCUCCCCACAAAUGCCCCACAUGCGGAAGAACCUUUAAUCAAAGAAGUAACCUGAAAACUCACCUUCUCACCCAUACAGACAUCAAGCCCUACAGCUGUGGCCGCUGCGGAAAGGUGUUUCGGCGCAACUGUGACUUGCGACGGCACAGUUUGACGCACAGCCCACUCCAGGACUACUAGCCUGCAUGGACAGACUAAACGUGCAAAGGACAAAGCAGCAGCUUUGCAUUUUGGUCAAAGACAUUAUCCAAAUCCGGACUGCACUGUUUACUGCAGAGAUCUGAUUCAACAACGGAGCAUCUUUUACCUGUAAAUAUCUAGAACAUGUACAUAAUGUUUUCCAUGUUUUUUUGUCUUUUAAAUAAUACAGCUUAAACUAUGUUAAAUUGUAUUGUAG
Messenger RNA from Periophthalmus magnuspinnatus, 1414 nucleotides. RefSeq names its product odd-skipped related transciption factor 2 (gene osr2). The record is from RefSeq and is a predicted model, not a curated record. Gene Ontology annotation, biological process: urogenital system development; embryo development; regulation of transcription by RNA polymerase II. Lineage: Eukaryota; Metazoa; Chordata; Actinopteri; Gobiiformes; Gobiidae. The transcript is spliced from 4 exons. Gene Ontology annotation, cellular component: nucleus. The coding region runs from base 262 to 1197 and encodes 311 amino acids. Gene Ontology annotation, molecular function: RNA polymerase II transcription regulatory region sequence-specific DNA binding; DNA-binding transcription factor activity, RNA polymerase II-specific.